Juglans microcarpa x Juglans regia is the source of this 1539-nucleotide messenger RNA. RefSeq lists its product as uncharacterized. The record is from RefSeq and is a predicted model, not a curated record. Lineage: Eukaryota; Viridiplantae; Streptophyta; Magnoliopsida; Fagales; Juglandaceae. Bases 248 to 1426 code for a protein of 392 amino acids. Gene Ontology annotation, cellular component: endoplasmic reticulum membrane. The transcript is spliced from 6 exons. Gene Ontology annotation, biological process: GPI anchor biosynthetic process.
UUAGUCCGGAACGAGCCUGAGGUCAAGGAUUUUUUCCGCCGUGGUGGUCUAAUUUCAACCUCGUGCCCGCUCGGUCUCCAUUCAGGUCUGUCCUCUCUCUACGGUUUCGAUUCCCUCUUUGUUCUGUAACCUGUUACUCUCUCUCUCAGCUCGCUCUCUCCAUCUGCAUCUUUCUGUCUCUCUCGGCUCCAUCGCAGUGCUAGUGGUCACUGUGUUUCCACCGCACUGCCGAGUACCACCCACACCAAUGACACCAUUACGCCGAGCUACUCCACAGCGAACACGAUCAACUCCACUGCACCGGCCAGUCGCAAGCCCUGUCUUUGCACCACAGCGGUCCGCUAUGGACAAACAAUAUCACCCGCGUGCCACCGUGCUACCUCAGCACAACCGAUCCAAGCUCGGUGACGAUCGAUGUUCGCUUGGCACUAUUGUAAGGAAAUUCAAAGAUGUUAAAAAGUUAAGUUGCUGCAUGGAAACUUGGUGCUGUGUUCAAAUACGCAUUUGUCUGUUUGCUGGAAUUUCAUUGAUGCUAUUUUUUUGCACUGCCUCUUGCGUGCAUGGUUCUUCACUUUCAAGUGAGGCACAAAGUUGCAAUCCGGAUUUUAGUUCCAACAACUCAGCUAUCAGCUCUUUUUGUAGUUGCAAGAGAUUUAUAAUGGAAUCUUAUCAUGGGAAGUAUGGAAGCUUUCUCGAUUCAGAUUUCCAAGAUUUCAUAGCACAAGGGCUUCCCUCUGGGUUAUGUGGAAUGCUGCCAGAUGAUUUGCCUAGAUUGUCAGUUCUACAGCGGAAUCUGAUUGGCAAAGGUUCCCAUCGUCUUCUAUCCUCAUCCAUCAGAUUAAACAUUGAACCAAAAUCCAUAACUAAGCUGCCAACUCACUCCUGUGAGGUCAUAAUUAUUGAAAGACUACCAACUGGAGUUUUUGCUGACCCAUUUGAGCUACAACAUCUUCUUCAGCGUGGUGUAUUUAGCAAUAUAGCUGUGUUUGGAGAUACAAAUUUGGAAUUGCCUUCAUUUUUGUCCAACCGUUCUGUUGUUGAGGUUCACAUGGAUGUUGGUCCCAAUCUCUUGAUAAGUCACAUGAAUGGACCUGAUAUCAACAUAGCACUUCCACUACAUGCAAGGUAUCCGCCUCUAGAUGCAAGUGGCUACUCAAGAGUCAAAUUCAGUGCACCUGAUGCGUUUGUGCGCUGCAGCAUAGAGGGAAACUCACCUAACCAAAGUUGUUUAUUUUCUCCGACCGGUGAUGUUGCUGAACAGGGAAGUGGUGAGAUUGUGUGGAGAAUACCUGCCGGAAGGAAGACACAUGCUGAAGUUGUAUCUGUCGUUACUUUUAUCUCAGCCAUAGUAUCAACUCUAUUCAUUGUUUUGACAUCCAUAUUCUAUUCAAAAGCCAUUCCGUACAAAACAUUGAAACAAUCUUAAUUUUUGUUGUGGCCUAAUAAUUUAGUUCAAAUUUCGUCUUAAAUCUACUCUCGUUUAUGUUUUCUGCUGUUAAUUAUUAUGUGAAGCAAGAAUGAAAGCUUGUGCUACCGUCA